GCUUUUAAUGCUCAACUCAGAAUACGUAUAUUUCACGAUCGAGUACAUCAAGAAAAUAAAAACCAUACACAGCUCAACUUAGUCUCUGACGUUAUUCUAAGAAAAUUUUUGACUCUGCUGAGAUUGAUUCAAUUUUUACAGAUAAAAUUCCAUCGAAAGAUGGUCAUUUACAAAUUCACGGAGACUGGAUCUGAACAGGAUGGCAUCAGUAGUGCGGUAUGGCGCGAGCUGGAAAGAGAAAUCCAGCGGAGGGAAAUAUAUGAGCGGGCAACUCGUAGACGCGAACAAGAAGAACAGAAGGAAAACCUGAGAAAGCAAUUUGACAUAAUGAAAUUGUUGCAUCCACUGGAAUUCUCAUCACACAAUCCCACAGAGGGCAGUCGUGGGGGUUUCAGUAAAGGCAGCACUCAUGAAAAUGCAUCCGUCAACUCGACGACCCCCUUCAUUGACCCCUACGCCACAGGUGAUCAUCGGAGCAAUGCAGGAAUGAAUUGGGAUGCCACAGGGAGACUUCGGGGAUCUCCUGAACUGACAGUACCCCAAGACGGAUGUGAUGAUUGGGUCCUUGCAGGCGACGCGAAAAACUGUUCAUUCACCACAGAGAAGGAUUUUUGUGACACCACAAACGACACACCAAUGAGUCACAGGAAGCUUCCCGCUGAAGCUCUUGCUGCAUUACGUGUCCCUCCACCAGAAAUUCACUGGCCUCAAAGUGAUGCUGUGCGUCACAUUUUGGAAGAAGAGGAUGAACAUGAUGCAGCUUUAUUCGCUCUUCAAAUUUCACAUGCGUCAAUGGAUGAAGAAGCCCUGACAGCAGAGAGAAAAAUCGUCGCCCCGAUCAUUAUUGGCAAUAUUGAAACUGGAGCUCAGCGAGAACAUUAUCACGCCUCAGACAGCAUCCAAGAUCAUCAUGCCGAUUUCAUAAGAGCUACAAAUCCACGAGCUACCUUGUGCCCUGAAGACCCACAAAACCGCAAAACAGUUACUUUCACGGAUCUUGGAUGCCGAACCACCUCAGCCAUGGAGUCUCUUGCGCAAAACACGAAAACUGAUACCAGUACGGAUACAGAACUGGAUCGUCGGCAUGGAGGCGAAAGGAACACGAAAGCGAUUUCAAAAAAAACAGCAGCAGCGAUCGAAAACAAGGUUCUGAAUCGGAUCGAGAGGGCAGUUGACCUGGGAUUGCGGAUACGCAUGCUAUCACGAGUGUCACAAAUUGAAGAGCUAGCAAAUGAUGCAUGAUUUUCAGGCGAAGCGGCUCUAUUCGUCAUUCUUCGUUUUUUGUCCAUUUUGCCAGAGUUUGAGUUCCUUCCCCCAAUGGUUUAUCAAUUUAUUUCGUUGACUGACCGCUGAUGGAAUAUUAAAUUUUUUGAGAUCGCGA
Notodromas monacha is the source of this 1381-nucleotide messenger RNA. The record is from the annotation of a GenBank genome assembly. Lineage: Eukaryota; Metazoa; Arthropoda; Ostracoda; Podocopida; Cyprididae.